Perkinsus marinus ATCC 50983 is the source of this 177-nucleotide messenger RNA. RefSeq lists its product as hypothetical. The annotation marks the transcript as partial. The record is from RefSeq and is a predicted model, not a curated record. The transcript has a single exon. NCBI's taxonomy places the organism in Eukaryota, Perkinsozoa, Perkinsida, Perkinsidae.
UCUGAUUAUCGCCUGCCUCAUGAAAACGUCGGGCGAGUCAGUAUCAAUACAGCGGAUGCUUUCCAGGGAAACGAGAGAGAGCUUAUUCUCUUCAGCGCAGUCCAAUCCAAUCGGGACGGCGAUAUUAGGCUCACUAGAGAUUCCAGGUCUGUGAACGAGUUUCGGAGUGUUCGAGAG